Molecule: messenger RNA, 455 nt
Organism: Mya arenaria
Lineage: Eukaryota; Metazoa; Mollusca; Bivalvia; Myida; Myidae
Exons: 4
Coding region: 138-455 (105 amino acids)
Source: RefSeq, a predicted model, not a curated record
UGACUCAAACUCAGACUCAGUCUCAGUCUCAGACUCAGGCUAUGCUGAGACUAUUUUGAUUUUGGUAUUCACUAACGAUUUUAGACUCAGACUCAGCUGAGAAUACUUUAUGUCGAUGAUGCAAGCGGUAUUUUUCCAUGAUUACGUCAGCAGGUGCUCGCACGCGCCGUUACAUCACUGACAGACGGAUAAUGGACUCGACAGCCAUCAACAAAGUCAGUGGGCUGCGGCAUCCACCAACAGGAGGGGGCCCAUCGGCUGUAUUGUCCGUGGCAGAGUCGUGUGUGGCAGACCAUCUUGCCACACACGAAGUUGUCACGGGCAUUGGCGGAGGAUUUGAUUCAGAUGACCUUGAACAAAUUUUUCGGGCCUCGAAACCGGCCUCAAUGAUCAUGGCAGAUGAGCCAACGUCUGAGGCCACUAUCCCACGAACAUCAGGAGUGAUCCAUUUCUAA